UCUGCAGUGAAUAUGAAGGCAUGCAGCUUUAUAAGGUUGUGUGUGAGAUCUCUGGGAACAAUCGUGAGCAGAAUGCAUAGACACAUGACUAGAGAGUCCUUCCUCAGCCUCUUCCUCAUCAUCAGCCUGAUGUGGCCCAUACAUUCAGAGAUCUCCAACUGCGUCAUCAAACGUGAGGAGGAGAGAUGCUUGGAGCGAAUCGCUCUGCACGACACAAAAGAUGACGAAAAGUUUGAGUGUCCGUGGGAGUGGGAUGAUCUGACCUGCUGGCAGGCGGCCAGUGUCGGCGAGGUCGUGAAGGUCAACUGUCCCGAGCUCUUCGAGUUUAUGAGUCCAGAGGAGGGGCUAGGCAAGAUCAGCAGAAACUGUACAGAGUUCGGUUGGUCUGAACCGUAUCCGCUUUAUGUUGAUGCCUGUAUGAUUGGUGACAACACAACCAAGCCUGACAUGUACUACGCGUCUGUGAAGGCUCUCUAUACGGUGGGCUACAGCACAUCUCUGGUGUCUCUGACCGCAGCUAUGGUCAUUCUGUGCCGCUUCAGGUCAGUGGGGUGCAAGGCAGUGAUGGUCUUCUUUCACUACUGUGUGAUGUCAAACUACUUCUGGCUCUUCAUCGAAGGUCUCUAUCUCUUCACACUCCUGGUGGAAACCUUCUUUCCUGAGAGACGCUACUUCUACUGGUACACUAUCAUCGGCUGGGGAACGCCCACCAUUUGUGUGACCAUAUGGGCCGUUCUGCGCCUUCAUUUUGAUGAUUCUGGUUGCUGGGACAUGAAUGAUAAUACUGCCCUCUGGUGGGUGAUCAAGGGACCCGUUGUGGCAUCAAUCAUGAUUAAUUUUGUCCUCUUCAUUGGAAUCAUCAUAAUCCUGGUGCAGAAGCUGCAGUCUCCAAACAUUGGCGGGAACGAGUCCAGCAUCUACCUCAGCUGUGCACAGAAAUGCUUCCGUGAGCCCACACAGGCUGCCCAGCAUUCGUGCAGGAUGUCAGAGCUUUCUACCAUCACGCUGCGUCUGGCGCGCUCCACCCUGCUCCUCAUCCCUCUGUUUGGAAUCCACUACACUGUUUUUGCUUUCUCCCCGGAGGAUUUCAGCAAGCGGGAGCGACUGGUCUUUGAGCUGGGCCUAGGCUCCUUCCAGGGGUUUGUGGUGGCCGUGCUGUACUGCUUUCUGAAUGGAGAGGUGCAGUCGGAGAUAAAGAGGAAAUGGAGGAGUUGGACGGUGAACAGGUACUUUGCUGUGGACCUGAAGCAGCAGCGUCACCCUUCGCUAGCGAGCAGUGGGGUGAACGGGGGGACGCAGCUGUCCAUCCUCAGCAAGAGCAGCUCACAGAUACGCAUGUCCAGCCCUCUGGCCGAGACGGUCAACCUCAACCUGCCCACCUGAGCGCCUGAUUGGCCAGACCGUCCAUAAGCCCCGCCCUCCAACUCGCCUUCUUCACCUGCAGUAGGCCCGACCAAUCACAAUUAGAGAAGAACUAGUGAUUAUUCGUGAAAUCUCUGGAUAGUAUUUAAAGAUUCCAAACAAGAUCUAGAACGUAUCACCCAUUAUCGGUUAGAAACGAUUUGUCCAGGGAAAUAUUUAUAGUGAGCUUAAAAGUUGCUAUUGCUAGGAACCAUAACGCAACUUUUUGAAGGCUUUCUAAUUAAUCUAAUGAGUAAACAACAAUACAAGCAUAAAAGAAUGUUCUUUUUAAUCAAUAAUAAUGCAGAACAGGGGCUGUAUGAUUCACACCGCAAUGCCAAAAUGAGAUCGCGGCGAAAAUUAGAGUGAAUUUUCAUAUCGCAUUAAUAUGAGCCAUAGAGAAUGUGAACGGUUGGUGGUUAGAAUGUAGUCAGAGAAACAUCAAUCUAUUCAUUUCUGUCAAACCAACAGCACAUUGCUUUCUAGUUUAAGUGUAAAUCAGUUAUCAGAGAGAGAGACGGGUUACAUUUCAGUGUUAUGAUAAAAUAUAAUAACAUAAAGUGCCAAAACAUGAAUAUUUAAGUAUUGUUUUCUCUGCAAGCUACUGUGUUUAUCAGAAGUACACUAUAAAAGAAAAUGCGCAGACUUCGUGUUGCUCGUUUAAAUGCUGUGUAUUUGAUUAAAUGUUCUCCACCGAGAGAUUGUAAAACAUAUUUUUUUACAGUCAGCCGUAAGUACAGAGUAUGUCAACAAUAUAAAGACUUAUGAAUGACUCAUGAAUUUAGAUUAUAUGUAAAUGCUGUUAUGGGUUUGUGAUUUAGCUUUUGGCCAGCGUUUUCUUAUUGUCAUGCGAAUGAUUUAUAACUACACAGAGCCAAUAUCAGCAAAUCAAGGAUUGUCAAAAAACAGUUCUGUAAACAAUUACCGGUCCUAUGAAGCUAUUCCACAAUUCCCUCUGAUUUAUUCUGAAGUGCCUGAUGGUCACAAAAAAGCUUUGAUGGAUCUACUCUAAACAGCCAGUGCCAUGCAGUAUUGAUUUAAUUAUUAGUCAUUCAGUAGUGUAGAUUCAGUCUUCAGGUUUGCUUUACAAUCUCUACAUAGUAGGAAUAUAUUCAUUUAUACACAGUAUUAGAGUGCAUAUAGACAUUUCCAGAGCUUUGAGAUGCGCAAAUCAAUGCCAUUAUGUUACUAUCAGGUGCAUUAUAAAUGCUUUUAGAGCUGACAUGUUCAACUGUGGGAGAAAAGAGACAUUUGAGUGAGAUGUGAAAGUGUUAAAGGGAUAUUUCACCCAAAAAUGUUGAUUCUGUCAUCAUGUCCCACCAAACCUGACUACUUAAAUGUUUGUACUCUUACAAAGAAAACAUACAGUAUGUCAAGCUCCAAAUUGGCAAAAAGCAUCAUUUUAGUACCAUAAUCAUAUGAAUGACUUUUAUGCUGCUUUUUUUUGGUCCUUAUUUAGAGCUGGACAACCUGUGAUCAAUAUAUUGUGUAUGGUAACAAGGAACAUAUGCCAUACAGGUUUGAAAGGACAUGAGGAUGAGUGAAUGAUGACAGAUUUGAAUUUAUUUUUUGAGUGAAUUUGUGAUAGCUACAGGUAACCCCCACCCCUUUACAAGAACAAUAUCUGAUGUCAAUCUAUGAAUCCAACCAAAUUUACUGCAUCAUCACUGACUGACAAUCAUAAUUAGUUAUUAUCACUCACAUUUUAGUCUACAUGUUUGAUCGCGAGAAUAACGUGCAUCGGUGUACUAAGUGGCAGCAGUCUGUGCUAAAGGUGUUGUUUAUUUCCAGUACAGUAGCUAUUAUUCUCUGCAGUGAGUGUUAAUUCUCUGUAUACGUUAAAGACGCACAUGUGCCAGUAAAUGAUGGAUGUACCAGCACUCUCUCUUUAGUCAACACUUGCGGUCAUAAAGUACCAACGAUGUAUGUAAAACUUCUGUGAUUAUAAACGUGCCAAUUUUGAAAUGCAAUAUGCUUUUGUUGCAGCUCAUAGUUGUCUGUGAAUCACAGUGCGGAGUUGAGGUGAUUAUUGAAAUGUACAGUAAAGUGAUGGUCGUCUACAUCGCACAGAUCUUUUAAAAAUGUGGAAAAUGUAUACGUUUUUCCUUGGUUGUUAUUUUAAAGUUGAAGUGUGUAAUUUGCGUGCUUCUAAUCAUCAGCAAACGAAAAUGCAUAAAUAAUGACCGAUUUCGAACGCUCCUCAUCUCUCAUUGGCCGGAUAAACAUAGCCCCGCCCCUCGCGAAAUAAAGAACUUAGUUGAGACAGAUUGCGCUUUUCUUUAAAAAAAAUAGUAUUUAUGAUGUAAAAUACGUUCUGUACUUAAUAUGCAGAGACAACUAUAAAGUCAUUUGUAGCUGGAUUUUUCUCAAAAAGUGUAAACACUGGCUCUUUGGUGCUAUAAAAAGUUUGGCUUCAGCGUCACGACCUUAUCUCAACCAAUAGCGUGAGUUUGGGGCGGGACGAUUAUGUUUAUUGGCCAAUGGCAGACGAGGGGAUAAUUGAUAAAUGCCAUAAAUUCUCAUCAGUGAUGACAAAAAUUUUUUUUAUAUUUGUUUGAGCUUUCUCAUUUCUCUUAUGGUCAUUAUUUUUCAACCUGUAAAUCGUAAUGAUCUUGAAAAUGCUCUCAGUGAUAGUGAACUUGUCUGUAGAAAUAAAUUGUGAAAUGCUAACGGAGAGCGUCAGAGGUUGCUUGGAUCACGUGACCUUACAGCUUCAUAGGUGUUUGUAUAUAUGAGGGGCCGAGCUCCCUCUGUGGCUCUUUCUAGAUAUAGCUGCAUGAAAAAGACAAAAAAAGAGAGAGAUUUUUGCUGCUUUCUAUGUUCUUGACACCAGCCGUCAUUCUGAGCGUGAGCUCGGAAGGUAACGACCAUGUCUCAAAGCUGUUACAGACGUGUUUUCUUGUGCUUGUAACACAUCUGCCUGCCAGUAGGUAACAC
This is a messenger RNA of Sinocyclocheilus rhinocerous, 4338 nucleotides long. Its product is annotated as pituitary adenylate cyclase-activating polypeptide type I receptor-like. The coding region runs from base 13 to 1383 and encodes 456 amino acids. The record is from RefSeq and is a predicted model, not a curated record. Gene Ontology annotation, cellular component: plasma membrane. NCBI's taxonomy places the organism in Eukaryota, Metazoa, Chordata, Actinopteri, Cypriniformes, Cyprinidae. Gene Ontology annotation, molecular function: vasoactive intestinal polypeptide receptor activity; G protein-coupled peptide receptor activity; peptide hormone binding. Gene Ontology annotation, biological process: cell surface receptor signaling pathway; adenylate cyclase-modulating G protein-coupled receptor signaling pathway. The transcript has 14 exons.